AUGCUCACAUUAGCACUUAUUGUUGGGCUCACAUACUUGACAUUUGUGCUUAUUACCAAUACCUUGAGGUCGAUUCUUCCGGUGAGACGAAUCUUGACAUAUUUUGCAAACAUGAUUCCCCCAUCUGUGGGAAGAGCAGAGGUUGCAAAUGCCACAACAGCAAAAGAGAUCCAAAAGAAUGUUGAAAGUGAAAAGAUAAAAAGUGCCGCCAAGAAUAAUCCGUCAAAAGAGAUAGUUAAAACAAACGAGUCGAAGAAAAACGACUAA
Molecule: messenger RNA, 267 nt
Organism: Brettanomyces bruxellensis
Lineage: Eukaryota; Fungi; Ascomycota; Pichiomycetes; Pichiales; Pichiaceae
Exons: 1
Coding region: 1-267 (88 amino acids)
Source: RefSeq, a predicted model, not a curated record